AUGCUCGGUGCUAAUUUGAGUGGAACUUUAAAUACUCUUCGACUUCUAACUAGACCCGAACUAUGUAUACCACAUUUGGCUAUUCCUACAUUCAACGAUCUCCCGGUACCUAUAGUGAUUUCCGGAAGAGGUCCAAUUAAAGCCGUAGUUUUAGACAAGGACAACUGUUUUGCCAAACCUUACGAAAACAGGGUGUGGCCUCAAUAUGCUGAUAAGUGGACACAGUUGACUCGAUGUUAUCCGGGUUCUCGGCUCCUCAUAGUCAGUAAUACAGCAGGUACUGAGGAUGAUAAGGACUAUAAGCAGGCAAAAGUUAUCGAGCUAAACACAGGGAUCCCUGUUUUACGUCAUUCAACUAAAAAGCCAGGCUGUUGGAACGAAAUUAUUAUGUAUUUCAAACAAAAAGGUGUAUGCGAUUCGUCACGUGACAUCGCUGUGGUUGGUGAUCGACUUUUCACAGAUAUCCUUAUGGCCAACUUGAUGGGAUCUUCUGGAGUUUGGAUAUCAACAGGAGUGAUUCAAUCGAAUAGUUGGAUAGUUAAUUUCGAAAAAGAUGUAUAUAGGACGGUGAAAAGUAGAAAUACAUAG
Brettanomyces nanus is the source of this 588-nucleotide messenger RNA. It is a transcript of the gene GEP4, whose product is annotated as Phosphatidylglycerophosphatase gep4 mitochondrial. Gene Ontology annotation, molecular function: phosphatidylglycerophosphatase activity. The record is from RefSeq and is a predicted model, not a curated record. Gene Ontology annotation, biological process: cardiolipin biosynthetic process. Gene Ontology annotation, cellular component: mitochondrion. The transcript has a single exon. The coding region runs from base 1 to 588 and encodes 195 amino acids. Lineage: Eukaryota; Fungi; Ascomycota; Pichiomycetes; Pichiales; Pichiaceae.